Molecule: messenger RNA, 7464 nt
Organism: Megachile rotundata (alfalfa leafcutting bee)
Lineage: Eukaryota; Metazoa; Arthropoda; Insecta; Hymenoptera; Megachilidae
Product: general transcription factor 3C polypeptide 1
Biological process (GO): transcription initiation at RNA polymerase III promoter; 5S class rRNA transcription by RNA polymerase III
Cellular component (GO): transcription factor TFIIIC complex
Molecular function (GO): DNA binding
Source: RefSeq, a predicted model, not a curated record
GAAGCAAAUUAAUUGCUACAUUAUCUUUAUUCUCUCUUACGUUUUUAUAAAAUACUGUAAUUCCCAUAACUCGAAUUUCUUCAUCUGUCGAUUGAGAUACAAUGGGUUUAGGAAUUCCUUUUAGUGACUAUACAAAAUAAAAAUACACUGAGUAUGCCACGCGUGGCAUUCCGAAUGUCAUAAAGGCGUUGUGUGUUGCCGUGUUGCUCUUAGUUACAGAGCAUGGUAGAACCAAUCAGAGCUGAAAUGCGCAGAACUGACAAGAACUGAUAGUUCAAGAGCCCGGUUCUUUAAAAAAAUUUGUACAUAAAUGAGAAAUAUAAAGAAUUUAUUGUGUUAUAAUUGCAUUGAUGUGUUAUUGUAUAAUUAAAUAUGGUGUCGUAUCCAUCAAUUAAUUUAGUAGAUAUAAUAAUUGACGAAGUUUCAUUAGAAGGUUUGGAUGGUAUUACCAUAGAAGCAUUAUGGUUACGUUUGUCACAUCGACUUCAUAAUUCUUUGCCAUUUCCAAAACCAUUUAUGAUUCAAAUAUGGUCAUUAUGUGUACAGAUAAGAGAAUUUACAUUUUAUGAAUUAGAAACUGCAAGAGAACCACUUGUAAUUUUUGAUCGUUAUCAAUUUGUAGAUCCUGAUUUAGGUGUUAUAUUAGAGCCAGAUGAUGUGCCACCAGAUAUUUACCCACAUUGUCCUAUAUAUGAUAUUGCUAAUGGUAUUAAAGGAUCUUGCUCAACUUAUUAUGCUCGCAGACAGAUCUCAGAAUUUGUAAGAAAUCUGAGCUUGGAUGAAGUUAUAAACAAAUAUGGUCAAAAAUUGGUUAUCGUUGCAUCGCAAUCUGCUAGGAACCGUGCGUUAAUGGGAGAUGAAGUAUCUCCAAUAUUAGAGCUAAAUGCAAUACAAUAUUGUUUUUUGGAAAGAAUAGGAAGGUCACGAUAUCAUGGAGAAGUUACUCAGGGAAAACUUAGUCUUAAUGCACUAAAAGAAGAUCCAAAGAGCUUAUUUUAUCACAGAAAGUUUUUAUUACGUCAUAAAUUGAUAACAAAGCAAAUACAUCAUCAAAAAAGUGGUGGUCAUUGUUUCAAUGGAAGUCUUUUACAUCUUCCAAGGUUUUUUGUUGAAAGAAAACCAAAAAUAAUAUUUUUGGCUGAGGAAGUUAUAAAAAUUCUCAAAUCAAAACCUAAUUGUGUUGCAGAAUACGAUGAAAUAAAACGUAAGCUACAAAUUGAAAAUGCAAUAAAGAAAUUGUUUAAAACUUCGUUCUUUCAGAAAGUUGUAAAGACAGAUAUAAGGGUGCCAUACAGAACUUUAUAUCCUAAUGCAAAACCUGAGGAAUGGCGGUUGAAAAAUACUCCAUUAAGAGAAAAGAAAAUUAAAGUAGUGCAGCUGCUCUUCCCAGAUAUUGAUAUUCUUGAAGCAUGGAAUAAAGAUGAAAUACAAGAAGACGAUGAACCACAAGAGUUAGAUAUCUCAAGCCACAAAUAUGGUUUACCUUAUUUAAAACAAGCAAAUAAAAUAAUUGAGGCUGGUGGAAACGAUGGUGUAUGUCAAGGUGGUUUAUCUAAAAUAAUGGGGUUGACUAAAUUACAAUCACGGACGAUUUUGCGAAGUUUAGUUAAAACAAACAUUGUUGCUACUUAUAUGAACGAUUUUGGAAGACAGAGGGUUACAAAAUAUGUAUCAAAAAAAUAUGAGAAAGGUAGUAAGUUAAGCAAACAGUUUAAAAAGGAAAUGCAUAAAAUUAAAGAAUUUAAAAAACAAAUUCCAACUGAAACUGAUGAUGUGGAAGAAAGUAAAAUAAUUAAAAAUAUAAACCCAGAACAAGAAGAAAAAAUUAAUACCAAUGAUCAAAAGGAAAAUAUACAACAAACUAAAAGCAAUGCAGUAUGUGAAGUUAUUGACAUUAAUUGUAAUGCCCAAGCAGAAGAAAGGUCAAAUGUAACUGCAGUAGAAUUACAAAAAGUAUUUUAUGUAGUAAAUCGAAUAUUAUACAAAUAUCGUAUAAUAAAACGUCCAAAUAGAUAUAAACAAACAUGCUCUAAGCAUGUAUCAAGUACAGUUAGUAGAGUUGAAGUAAAAGAAAAAGAUAUUAAUUCGGAUAAUUUGACAUUGGGGAUGUCUGAAUUAUCAAAGAAACAGAAAUCAGCAACAGCUUAUAAAAACAUAAAAGUCGAUUUGACAGUUUUAACAACUGCAAGUACUGCUAAAUCAGAGAAUGAAAUAUUUGGGUUUAUCGAAGAUGUGCAAAAUUGUGAAAAGAAGAACUUCACAAAUAUAACAUACAGACUAUUAAAAAGAGCUAAUAUGAUCAUAGAAUCAGUUAAACAACAUCAAGUCAUUGAUGAUAUGACAAAAUUAAUAAAGAUGAUACACGAAGAAGAAGAUAAAGAAGGAUAUGAUGUAAAAAUUGAUAAAAAAUCUUUAAUAAGAUUGUUACAAAAACUUGCAAAAGACAAUUUGAUAAAAAAUAUAAAAGUAGUUCUAAGCGCAAAUGGGAAAGAGAAAAGUUUAACAUUUAUAUGUGAUCCAAAUAUUGAUGUUAAUAGUGCUGUUAUUCAAUCAGCUAUAGAACAAGCAAAGCUAAAAUUUUAUUUAUUGGGUAGUCAUAGACAUAAGACAUGGAUAAAGAAAAUGGCGGAAAACACAGAUGUAAAAAAUACUAAUGCUGAUGAUGUAACAGAUAAUUUUGAAAGUAAUAAAUCUCCAUUUAAAUUACCUACAACAUUACCACCAUCAUGUAAAAUUGCGGCUAGAGUAUCAAGAAAAUAUGGAUAUAGUCCAAAAUUUCUUCGUAUGCAAGCAUUGCAUAUUUUUUUAUUUUAUUUAGUUUAUGAACAUCCGGGCGAACCAUUACUUUCACAAACUGAGUAUAUAAAAGCUUUAAAAAAUAACGAUUUUAAUAUUUCGGAAGAACUGAUAGAAGAAUUUAGUAAAAUUUAUACUAACGAUGUUAGUUGGAAAAUGUUUGUACCACCUUUACCAAAAUAUACUGGUUGGCCUGCAGGGUGGACAUUAAUGUGUGAUAUCCUUUUACGUCUACCAUUGUCAGUAUUUUUCAAGGUCCAUUAUAUUUCUUAUACAGUACCAGAAAUAGAGAAAUAUAUUAAUCAUCCUAUUCGAAAACAUUAUUUAGUUAGAGAUUUACCAAUUGAUAUUCGCAAUUCUUUGUUAUAUGCACGGAAGUACAUAUUUAACAUUCAUGAAACGGUGACAAGAUUGUGUUAUAUUGGAUUAGUACAAUUUGGACCGCAAAAGUUGAAAGAAAAAGACCAAGUGUUUAUUUAUAUAAAUCGUCACGCAGAAUUAAUGGAUACGACAUCAUCUGCGCCUAGUUACCACAUGGUUCAGGAUAAAUCUUAUCCCGUGACCAAAUAUAAUUUUACUGAAAUUCAGGUAGUGGAGAAGUAUUGGUAUGAUAUGUGGAAUAUAUGUAUCAACACACCAUUAGGUGGUCGACUUGCCGUUGAAGGGAAAGACAUAGUACUGGAAGACUUAAGUAAAAAAAGUGACAUGAUACAAGCAGUCGUAGCUCGUUCUCCCGAAGAAGCUGUAAAAUUGGAUAUCGGCAAAAUGCCUGGUGAUCGUAAAGGUGCUGCAGGAAUAGAUUCAGCGUGUUUCGCGCAUCUCAAACGGAACUGGAAUUGGAGUAUCACUAGUGCUACUCCACAAACGAAGAAGAAGCAAAGUGAAGUUUACGAAAGAGACAAAUAUCUUUCUAAAAUAAAAGUUAAACCUCUGAAGUUCACUGAGUUUGCUGGUUUGAAAACAGUAUGCGGCCCACCUUCUGUAAAUGUAACAGAACUUCGAAAGAAAAUACAACCUAAAACUGAGGAGAGCUCAAAUCAACAUAAAAAAUACGAAGUAUUGGCAUGUCAGCGAAGUGCUAAGCAAAAAUCCUACGUGAGGAGAGUAUUACCGCGAAAAUGUAACAGUAAAAGGCGAACGAAGUAUGAUGAAAUUGAUUAUCGGGCAUUACAACGAAUGCAUAAACUACGAGUGGAUUGGGAACCGCACGAAGAUAAAAUUUUGCUUGUCUGUAAGAUUGUUAUGAUGUAUCUUUGCUCAAAUCCACGUAGGCAAGUGAUAACAUUUUCUACGGUUAGAGAUAUACUUCGAAUAUAUUCGUACACAUCUUAUAAUAAAACGUCGAGAGCAUGUCAACGACGGCUUUUAUAUAUGCUCAGACAGCAACGAAACGUCGAUGCAGUUGCUUUAGGAGUUGAAGAACUUAAACAAAAUUUCUUUAUCAAGAAACGUUUUGAUGGUAUCAUAGAUAAACUCAAAGAGGAAUACAAAAACUCUCUGGAGUACGAAAGACAAGUUACUGAAACAUUUAAAUAUCUUGUUGCUUAUACUGCAAAGAAAUAUUACGGUAUCUCAGAUGUUGAGUCUAAAGAACCUAUUCCUGUGCCUAAUACAGUGCAGGAAUUUAAUUUACUUUACAAAGUCGUGCAUCCGAUGAGACAGUUCAGUAAUAGAGGAUUCACGAAAGACGUUCGAAACAUCAAUGAUAUACAUUUCGUAGUAAUCAAUUCUGUUAUCCACAGUUCCAUGUGUUGUGGGAAAGACAGAAGGUCCUGGGCGUAUCAGUUAUUUAAAGUAUAUCAGCAAUAUCCUGAGAUGCUUCUACGAAAUGCUAUGGCAAAAAUUCGAAGUGACCAAAUGGUGUCAAUUAGAAAACAUCAUUUAGCUGCUUUGAGGAAAUAUGGUAAUUACAUGCCAAUGAGCAGUUCUCAGUAUCAGUUAAGUAGUAAUUACAUGUAUAAGUUCCAAAGUAAGUGGCCGUAUAGCCUUUUCAAUGAAUCAUACGACGUUUUUCUUAAGCUUAGUAAUCGGUAUUGUGAAAAUCAAUUAGAUAAUCAGAUGAAAGAAUCGAAUAAUUUCAACGGCAUUGAAGUAUUGCCAGUUACUGGUGGUAUAGUAGGAGCAAUACAUGAUUAUGUUGUGAGGGAUCAACUGGAUUUUGAUAUUGAAAUACCUGAUCAAGUUAUAAUGCUUGAUCCAAGAUUGAAAGAGAAAGAUGAGACUUAUUUUAGGAUAGCUCAAAGAUAUCAAGACGUAUUAGCAAGUUUAGAUAAUUUGAAAUUUGUGAAAGAACCUUCUUUACAAAAUAGUAGCAUUGAUAAAUGCUUUAAUUCUACAGCUGAUAUAUUGGAUGAUACUGACACACAUAAUGUUGAUGUGAAAUCAGAUAAAAAUGGCUUUUUAGAUUUGGGUCGAGAGACUAAUAUACUUUCAGAAGAAUGUGCUGGCAAGAAAAGAAAUUUUGAAGAUGCAAAACAUUUGAUGAAUUAUGAUGAUUUAAAUUUUGAUAGCGAAGAAGAAAAUGGUCGUAAUAUUGAUGAUGAACACAAUAUAAUUAAGCUUCAAGACGGAACAAAAAUUGUAUUAAACAAAGAUGAUUUAGAGGGUUCUACAUUUUGUGAUGAAAAUUCAGCGAUAGAAGUAGCAGUUGAUCUUUCUAACAAUUCUAAGACACAUGAUGAAACAAAAAGUACUGAUCAAAUCUCAAAAUCUAAAAAUGGUAGUCAAAUGGAGGAUAAUUGUAAACCAUUGUCAAAGAACAUAAAUACAGAUGAAGCAGAAAUCAUAGCAAAUACAGAAUCAAUACAAGAAAAGUUCAUUACACCUGAAAAAAAGAGACCAAGAGAUGAUAAACAAUUGCUUGAUCCGUGUGAACCUGCUCACAAACGAACAAAAUUAGACAGUGAAACUGUAGAUAUUAAACAAGAAAAAAGUACUGAAGAAUUACAAAGCAAUAAUGUUUCGAUUGAAGUAUCCGAUGAAGUACAAAAUGAAGAUUUAGGAAAACAUUCUAACAAUGAAGUUGUUGAAAUGACUGAUGCAAAAUUAAAUACUAAUGAUUUAGAACCUAAUUGUAAAGAAACCACAUUAAGUAAGGAACCUAAAACUCCGCAAUUGAAGAAAAGCAGUGAACAUACUUACACUCGUGUUAGUGAUAUUUUAAAAAAUAUUCCGCUUGAACAAAGUUAUUUAAAUUCUUCUUGUAAGAUCGACGAUUCAACUGAUAUAGAUAAACGUUAUACUCGGAUAGCUUUAUUAAGAAUGAGAGUCGAAUUAAGCGAACUCACAGCGGCUGAUAGUCAUCAUGCACACGAAUAUUUUGUUGUAAAUAUGUUUAAAGUUUUAUAUUCUUUGUAUACGAAAUCGCAAGAUUCGAAAGAAAAUGAAAUAUUUAGAGGUCUUUCAUUACCUCGGGAUUUGUUGCCAUUAAACUUAAAUGCUGCAAACGAUUUCGUACAAGAAAUAAAUAAGUAUGCCGUUUUUCCUAAAGACGGUAUUUCAUAUUCCGAUUUCAAAAAAAAGUUGCCCAAAGAUUUAUCACUAAGUUUAAAUAAUAUUGAAAUGGUUUACAAGUUUGUACGCGAUAAGCAAGAAAUUGGAGCUAGUAUCCAAGAACUGAUAAAUGAAUUUGAAAGUUCUUUGGGAGAGGAUUUACGUCGCAUCACUACACUUCUUACGGAACAUCGUUUAUUCUUACGAUCUGGUGUAACAACUGUUCGAUACAUUCAUUACGGCCAUGCUGAUCCUUGGCUGAUACAUUCAUACAAAAUAUUUCGUCUUGAAAAAGAAUCACUUGUACCUGUACCCAAGGGAACAGUAUAUUUGACGGAUACAAAAGAAAUGGUUAAUGAAAGUAGUGAUGUAAGUCUAACAGAAGAAUGCAAUAAAAAUCCAAGUUCAUCUGAAAGCGGGUUAUCAAAAAUUGAUGUCAAAGAUGAGACUGAAAUGGAUAUUAAGUCAGAAGCAAAAUGUCAAAGGGAUGAAGAGUUCGAUAAAGAUAUGUUUAGCCAUAGCGAUGACGAUAGCACUGUACAAGUGAAGAAACGAAUGCAGAGAAAAAGGACUCGAUUACUACCUCAGAAAGAUAUAUCUCGAGCUGUCAAACAAUUAGAUUUAAAUACAAAACAAGAAGUGAAGGUGGUAAUGAAACCAUGGAUUCGAAUAGAUGGAGUUUUAAAUCGUAGAGUGCUUGACCGUAUGUUAGGAUCAGUUUUGUCGUAUUGCUUGACGCACCCGGGUAUUGCAUUAUCUAAAUUACAAAAUAGAUUUAUUCCUGUUCUACAACCAUUUCAUACACGGGAACUAGCAGAGAUGUUAGUAAAGUUGGGAUGUAUGGAAAAGAUAAUUCUGAAGAAAUCACGUGUAACUUUAUUUUCAAAACCAUCGCCAGUUAAGCCAAAAAUUACGAAUGAUGAUUGGGCUAUUGAAGAAGAUAUCUUUUUUGAACCUACAAAUGGGGCUAUAUUAAAAUUUGGUAUAUUUUUAAGUACUAAAAUGUACACUACAGAUUUUAUUACGUAAUUAUCACAAAUAAACAAAAAGAAAAUUCAAGGCCUAAAUAAAAAGCAUUAGUACUCAGAAUUACUUAAAACAAAUAUAGCAAAAUAAUUCAAAUUUUUAAUGGAGUAUAUAACUAUUAUUAUAUAUUAUUGUUCUGUAUGCAUUCUA